AUGGAGUCGGAGACGCGGGUUCUGCGCGCGGCGGGAGGCUUCGGCCGGGCCCGGCGUCUGCUGGCCGCCGCCUCGUGGCUGCCGUGCGUGGCGCUGGGGCUGGCGCUGGGCUCGGAGCCGCUGCUGACCGCGCUGCCGGCGCACCACUGCCGGCCGGACCCCGCGCUGCUGCCCCCAGCGCUGCGCGCCCUGCGCGGGCCCGCGCUGCUCGACGCCAGCGUGCCGCGCCUGGGGCCCACGCGCGCCCCGAGCCCCUGCCUGCUCCUGCGCUACCCCGAGUCAGCGCCCCGCGCUCGCCCCAAUGGGACCCGGCCCUGCACGCGCGGCUGGUACUACACGCUGCCCGCCGCCGGCCUGCUGCGCAGCCCGGUCACCCAGUGGAACCUCGUGUGUGAGGACGGCUGGAAGGUGCCUCUGGAGCAGAUGGGCCACCUCCUGGGCUGGCUGCUGGGCUGUGUCCUCCUGGGCGCAGGCUGUGACUGGUUUGGACGUCGGGCUGUGUUUGUGGCCUCCCUGGUGCUGGCCACGGGCCUGGGGGCCAGUGAGGCCCUGGUGGCCAGCUUUCCUGCCCUGCUGGCUCUGAGGCUGCUUCAUGGGGGGGCCUUGGCAGGCUUUUCCCUGGCCCUCUACGUGGUUCGCCUGGAGCUGUGCGACCCCCCCCACCGCCUGGUGUUCUCCGUGGCAGCUGGCCUCUUCUCGGUGCUGGGCACCCUGCUGCUGCCCGGCCUGGCCCUGCUUGCGCAGGACUGGCGUCUUCUGCAGGGGCUGAGCGCCCUGGUCACGGGGCUUUUGCUGCUCUUUUGGGGGUUCCCCUCCCUGUUCCCUGAGUCUCCCCGGUGGCUGCUAGCCACGGGACAGCCAGCCCGAGCCAGGAAGAUCCUGUGGCACUUUGCGGAAGCUGGGGGCGCGGACCCCGAGGACAGCUCAAAGGAGGAGAGCUUCCUCGCUAUGGAACUGGACACGCUGGGUGCAGGGAGCCCCCAGCCCCAGUACCACUCCAUCCUGGAGCUCUGGAACACCAGCAUCGCCUGGAGAAAUGGACUCAUCCUGGGCUUCAGUUCACUGAUCUGCGGGGGCCUCAGAGCCAGCUUCCUCCGCAGCCUGACCCCGAGUGAGCCCGCCUUCUACCAGCUCUACUUCCUGGACGCUGGCCUGGAGUUCGUAGCCGCUGUGUUCCUGCUGCUGACGGGGGAUCGCUGGGGACGACGCCCAGUCCUCUUGCUGGGCACCCUGGUCAUGGGCCUGGCGUCCCUACUGCUUCUUGCCGGGACCCAGUACCUGCCAGAAUGGACCAUGUGGUCCCUCUCUGUCCUGGGUCUCCUGGCCUCCCAGGCCGUGUCGGCUCUCAGCAGCCUCUUCGCAGCAGAGGUAUUGCCCACCGUGACCAGGGGGGCCGGCUUCCUGGGCCAGGCGGCCGCCCCCCUGGCCGAGCUGCGCCGGCGUGGCUUCUUCCUGCACCACGUGGUCUUCGCCUCCUUCGCCAUCCUGGCCCUGCUGUGCGUCCUGCUGCUGCCGGAGAGCCGGGGCCGCGGGCUGCCCGCGUCGGUGCCGGACGCCGACCGCCUGUGCAGGUCCCCACUCCGCGGGGGCCGCCUCCGCCCGGACCACCUGCCGCUGCUGCCGCCCACCCCCCGUCCGCAGUAG
Neomonachus schauinslandi (Hawaiian monk seal) is the source of this 1644-nucleotide messenger RNA. It is a transcript of the gene SLC22A31, whose product is annotated as solute carrier family 22 member 31. Gene Ontology annotation, molecular function: transmembrane transporter activity. Gene Ontology annotation, biological process: transmembrane transport. The record is from RefSeq and is a predicted model, not a curated record. Lineage: Eukaryota; Metazoa; Chordata; Mammalia; Carnivora; Phocidae. Gene Ontology annotation, cellular component: membrane.